UACACUUGCUUCAACAGAGCGACGACGCUAGUAAACAGGGGUGUAUAUAUAAACCAGGCAACAACUUUCCUCUCCACUCUUUUCUCUCUCUCUUUUUCAUUAGUCUUAGCAAUUUCUUUCUUCUCCAUCCCCUUUUCUUCCUCUUUUUGGGAAAAAGAGCAAGUAUUUAAGCGUAGAAAUAAAAUUCCCCCUUCUACAAACUUAGAAGAUUUUGAAAUAUUGAAAAUAAUAAAAUUGCAUUAGUCUUUUCAUCCUUGUUGUUACUACACAUCUUCUCUUUGUUUUCCGAGCCACUAUACUAUUAUGGCUUUAGAAGAAUCGGCAAUUGCCGUAGAUUCACUUGCCAAUUCCAUCAAUCCAUCGGUUACAUCUUUAUCUACAUCGAUCAUCAAUCUCGACCGUCAACUUGAUCACGCCGUUCCUUCUCCAUCGUCUGAUCCACCUUCCUCCACCAAACUCAACGCUCUUGCUCCCGCAUUCGUUCCACGAACCUCGUUGGCGCCGCCUGCUGCUACUGCUACUGCUUUCCAUCCGGUUCGGAACCAUUUUGGUUAUACUCCGCAGCUGUCCGUUCAGUAUCCAUCACCGUUUUAUGGCGGUGUUGCACAAGAGAUUGCAGCUGAUUUAGAUCAUGCUACUCAAAAGAUUGUUAAUCAAGUGGAGUUCUAUUUCAGUGAUUUAAAUCUGGCAACAACUGAUCAUCUAAUAAGGCAUAUGCUCAAGGAUCCAGAAGGAUAUGUACCAAUAUCUGUGGUUGCAUCGUUCAAGAAGAUUAAAGCUCUUAUAAGUAGUCAUGCACAGCUUGCUCAAGUUCUGCAGAGCUCUACAAAGCUUGUAGUCAGUGAAGAUGGAAUGAAGGUUAAAUGCAAAAUUCCUUUGACUGAAACCGACUUGGAAGAGUUGCAAUCUCGAAUUGUGAUUGCCGAAAAUUUGCCCGAGGAUCACUGCCAUCAGAACCUCAUGAAGAUUUUCUCAGCAGUUGGAAGCGUUAAAAUGAUUCGCACCUGCUUACCUCAGUCUUCCAAUGGUGGGGCUUCUUCAGGAUCUAGGACAGCCAAGUCAGAUAGUAUGCUGUAUAGCAAUAAGUUACACACAUUUGUGGAAUACGAAUCCGCUGAAUUGGCCGAGAGGGCGGUUGUAGAAUUGAAUGAUGCUAACUGGAGAAAUGCUCUGAAAGUCCGGUUACUUAAAAGCAUAGCAAAAUCUGGUCAAGCUCAAGGGAAAAAAGCUGGUCAUGAAACUGAACAAAACUUCAAGGGGGAUGAUGGUUUAGAGGUCAACAAGACGCUUAAUGAAGAGUCACGCCACCAUAUUGAUGCUAAAUCCAAUGAGCUUUCAGAGCAUGGCGGUGAUGGGCAGAGGCGUGUGCAUGGGCGUGGGCGUGGGCGUGGGCGUGGUCGGGGUAAGGGUCAGGUACAUCCACGUCCCCAAUUCCAGCAAAAUAAUCGUGGAGGUAUCUUGGGGGCUCCCAUAUCAAACGUGAAUCGUGGAAGCAGUGUGGGAAAUGCCCCCUCAAAUAUCAAUCAUGUUGGUCUAGGGCAACCUGAUUUUGAGCAGUCGGCAGCAGCCAAGCAAUCUUCUGUACCUCGUAUGCCAGAUGGCACUAAGGGAUUCUCCAUGGGUCGAGGCAAACCGAUGGCUAUUAUAACUAUGUGAUAACUUCCUACUUUCCUGAAAUUGGCGUGGUCGAGGGGAUGUGUCUCAUAAGCGUGAUGGUGAUGGUUUCAGAAACACUGCCAAUCCAGUGAGUCUAAUACUAUGGUUUAUUUGGCCAUUUUAGUCUACAUGUUCAUAUCUAUUUUGUGUUUUCUACUAAAUCAAAUGAACCUUGUAAGAAAGUUGGUUUUUUGUUGUCAAGAUAUCCUUGGAUGUAAAAGUGAAACAGUACAGGAUUAACAUAAAGCUUAUAUACAGAAAUAGUUAAAAAGUUGCACAA
This is a messenger RNA of Capsicum annuum, 1936 nucleotides long. Its product is annotated as la-related protein 6B. Gene Ontology annotation, biological process: RNA processing. The record is from RefSeq and is a predicted model, not a curated record. Gene Ontology annotation, molecular function: mRNA binding. Bases 304 to 1656 code for a protein of 450 amino acids. NCBI's taxonomy places the organism in Eukaryota, Viridiplantae, Streptophyta, Magnoliopsida, Solanales, Solanaceae. Gene Ontology annotation, cellular component: nucleus. The transcript is spliced from 10 exons.